UUCAGUUGAAUUUCAGCAGCAAUGGAGCUCGUAAGUCUAGAUGAUUACCAGGAAAAGGCUUGGAGUCUGCUUCCAAAAGGCCCUUUGGAUUACUAUCGAAGUGGUGCUGGUGAUGAAUUUUCUCUUCGACUCAAUAGAUCUGCAUUCGAUAAAAUCCGACUCAGGCCAACGUUUAUGAAGGAUGUUUCGGAAAGAUCAACUCGGACAACGGUUAUGGGACUCGAUUUGGAUAUGCCCAUUGCAAUAGCCCCUACAGCAAUGCAGAAAAUGGCGCAUCAUGAAGGUGAGAUUGGUAAUGCUAAGGCAGCGGCUGCUUCUGGGGUCCUGUUUACUCUGAGUACUAUUGCAACGACUUCAAUUGAAGAGCUUGCCGAAGCUACUCCUGAUAGCAACAAGUGGUUUCAACUGUAUAUUUUCCGUAAUAGGGAAAUUGCGAAAAACUUGAUAAGGCGUGCUGAGCAAAGUGGAUACAAGGCUCUUGUUUUGACCGUUGAUGCUCCAAUUUUCGGUUUACGGAGGCAGGACCUUAGGAACGCCUUCACCUUGCCAAAUCAUCUUCAGCUGGCAAAUUUUGUUGGUGAUCAAGCUACGAGUGUUCAUCAUUCGCACGGAAAAUCAGGGAUUAAUGAAUAUGUUAUUACUCAGUUUGAUGACUCAUUAACUUGGGAGGAUCUCAAAUGGCUCGUAAAGUUCACUAAGCUUCCAGUCAUCGCUAAAGGAAUUUUAACUGCUGAAGAUGCUGUUACUGCUGUUAAAUGUGGUUGCCAAGGGAUCAUUGUUUCAAAUCAUGGAGCUCGACAGUUAGAUAGUGUCCCAGCUUCGAUUGAAGCUUUGCCAGAAAUUGUAGCUGCUGUAGGAGAUAAGGUUACCGUGAUGAUGGACGGUGGUAUCCGACAGGGAACGGAUGUCUUUAAGGCCUUAGCCCUUGGAGCUAAAUUGGUGUUUAUUGGCCGUCCCGCAAUCUGGGGCCUAACUGUUGCUGGCCAGGCAGGUGUUGAAAAUGUUUUAAAGAUUAUCAAAAACGAAUUGGAUAUAUGCAUGGCUACUGUUGGAUGUGCAUCAAUAUCUGAAAUAUCGAAAAAAUACGUAGUUCACGAAAGUUACUACAGUCGGUUGUAAACGUUGUAAAUCUAAGGUUGUGUUUUUUUUAUUUUAAAUUCAAAAUCGUAAGGAUUUACAAUAAAAUUUAUUUACGCAUA
This is a messenger RNA of Phlebotomus papatasi, 1199 nucleotides long. RefSeq lists its product as uncharacterized. The record is from RefSeq and is a predicted model, not a curated record. Gene Ontology annotation, molecular function: FMN binding; oxidoreductase activity. NCBI's taxonomy places the organism in Eukaryota, Metazoa, Arthropoda, Insecta, Diptera, Psychodidae. The transcript has 4 exons. The coding region runs from base 22 to 1119 and encodes 365 amino acids.